Molecule: messenger RNA, 3469 nt
Organism: Branchiostoma belcheri (Belcher's lancelet)
Lineage: Eukaryota; Metazoa; Chordata; Leptocardii; Amphioxiformes; Branchiostomatidae
Product: A-kinase anchor protein 7-like
Exons: 8
Coding region: 148-2898 (916 amino acids)
Cellular component (GO): cytosol
Molecular function (GO): protein kinase A regulatory subunit binding
Source: RefSeq, a predicted model, not a curated record
CAGAAUCUUCUUCAUGUUCGUAAACAUGUUCUAUGCCAAGGAAUUCACAGCACCUCAGAUGGGCAUUUUCAAACACGAAAACUAUCAAACUCUUAAGACAGAACACUUUGUGGAAUCCAAGUUGUCUCAUGGCUCGGGUAUACAUCCAUGAGCUACAAUAGAGGCCUUCUGAUUUCUGUGUGUCAUUACCGAACUGUGUUUAGAGCUCUUCAAGUUGAUAUCUUCAGGAUGUCUGACUCUGGCAAUGGAGCAAAGCCAGAACCUACAUAUACCUCAACCUCAACUCAAGAAAAGGUUCAAAGUACUAACAGCAAGGCCAGUUCAAAGUCCAAUGUACUUCAGACACCCAAAUCAUCUGGAAUUUCUCAAGUUUCUUUUGUGACAAAACAUUCGAGAAGCUGUACAAGCAGACAUGAGCAACAGACUUCAAGUUCAGUUGCCUCUGCAUUUGUCAAGCCUCCAACAGCAAAACUUUCCACCCAUCUGCCUUCCUCCUUUGUGGCAAGAAAGUUACACAAGUCACCAGACAAAAUGUCAGGCAAACUUUCCAGCAAGGACAAACUUAGUACUUCUGCAGAUCAAGCAGAAGCUAAGAGUGUAGAAUUGCAGCGUGAUUCAGAACUAGUUCCAUCUGCAACAUCAUCAGAUAUAAAACACACAACUCCCAAUCCUGACACCAAGGCACCACCUGGGGCAAUAAAGGUACGCAAGGUAGCAAAAAUGUCAGCAUUUCCUGAAGUUGAAAAAACUGACAAUGCUGUGUCACAUGGCAAAACAGCAGAGUUGCAUCCCCAACUUUUGGCAACAGAAACAUCAGCAUCAGCAAGCAAGGUAAAAGACUCACAUGUGCCAUUGAGUGUUGAAACUGUUCACUGCUCUCAGGUAAAUAAGGUAACCACAACUGACAACAGUGCAAACUCCAAACCUCAGACUGCUGCACAAGGAAGGAGGAAAAGGAAAACUGUGAGAGAAGAUCCUACAGAAAGGAAGACUAGGAAAUCUGGGAAAGAUAUGACGCGUUCUAGAGGUACGGCUGCAAAGGAUGUCCAACCAUCAGUGAAAGGAAGAAAACCUGCAAGAAGUCACACUGCCACUAAAGCUGCACACGUGAAGGGGGGAGUUAGGAGAGACAAAGAGAGCCAGUCAUCUCUUAAUUCUGUUUCAUACACCCUAAAGCAGGAACCAGAAUCCUUGGAACAGAGAGCUACGCAGAGAACUGAGUCAGAUACGUCAGGCACUGAAGCACCUUGUGGUCAUGGUGUAGCGAUGAAGGAACAAAAGCCUGCAUUAACAGACAAACAAGAAAUGACCUCCGAUCCUCCUGCAGAGUCAAACACUCAGAUCACUGAUCCUACAGAUAUGGAGUAUGUGGAAGGAGCUGAAUCAGGUGAAGAGGAGGAGGAUGGCACUUAUAACUUGACAGACCUCUUUGAUGAAGAAAAGCAGAGAGUUGCUUGGGAAGAGGAAACCCAACAGGUCAGCAAACACAAGAAGAAGAAGAAGAAAGCCAAGUGGUGGGAGAGGAAGAGGAAGCGGGGGAGGACAGGUGAAGCUGAGGAGGAAGUGGAGGAGGGAGAAGAAGAGGGAAAGGUCAAGAAGAAGAAGAGGGAAGCUAGGCCCAGACCUAACUACUUUGUGGCCAUCAGAGUGUCUACUGAAGAGAUCCACAGAGGUCUGAAGGCAGUACAGGAUGCCGUGUUGGAGCAGGAGCCAAACUUACAACCUGCCAUGAUCCCUCUCAUCAACAUGCACAUCACUCUCCUGGUCACACACCUGAGGGAGGAGCAGGUGGACAGAGCUAAGGAGGCCCUGAGGUUGGCUAAAGCCCGGUUGAACCCCAAGUUUCUCCGCCCAGACAACAGGCUGGUCCUGACCUUCCAGGGUCUGGGAACCUUCCGUAACGACGUGGUGUUCGCCAAGAUCCAGCAGAAUGGCCACUUGACCUCUCUACGAGAGCUGGCAGAAACUGUUCAGACUUGCUUUGUGGAGAAGGAGGUAUGCUCCAAGAAUGACAAGGGUUUUGAGCCACACCUCACCCUCAUGAAGAUGUCCCGCAACUUUGGGAAACUGAGAAGUAAAGGCAUCAAGAAGAUCGACCCCAAGCUAUACGAGGAGUUCCAGGAGGAGAGAUUUGGUGACCAGGUGGUGGAAGGCUUACAGCUCUGCUCCAUGCUGAAGAAGAAAGAAGCUGACGGCUACUACCACACGGAGGAACAAGUCAUGUUCGGCCUUGGCUUAGAGCACAUUCUGGCAAACAGCAUUGCCAGCAGAGCAGUCAGGGAAGCCCUUCUCCAGCUUGGGUGCAAACUCUUGGAACAGCAGGCAAAGUCCAACCCAGAGGCAGCUCUGCACACACUGAGUGACCACAUUGCUAGAUCUGUCAUUCAAGAUGCCCUGACUACACUAGAUACUGGUGAAAAUGUCAUUGAUACUAAGGACAAAGUGUUCAGGACAGACACAAUGAAAGCUAAGGUUUCAGAAUUAAGUGAGUCGCUAGGGACAGCUUUGGUUGUAGAAGCCAUACAGGAGGCAAGUAGCAAGAGUGUUGAAAACCACACAAGUAACAAAGAGGACGAAAAAAAUGUUGAGAAUAUUGCAGACCCCAGUGAAGGAAACAAUGGGCUUUCUUCUGUGAUUGAAAGUCAAAAUGAACUUUCUCCUUUGUCUGAAGAAAAUGUCAAAGAUAACAUAAUGAAUAUGUCUCAGGCACAGACAGGUGAAAGUCUAUCACCUGCUGGCCCUGCUGUGAAAAAAGGUAGAGAUGACAGUGGAAGCAGCUGUAAGUUGUCUGGAGAUCAGCUUAAAGACCUCAGUGAAAAGUUGGUGAAACAAAUAAUUGAGGCUGCCAUGGCCAAAGUACAGGAGUCUGAGAGUGGUUCUAAAAUAGGUGAAAAGUGAUGUUGUUUAAUCUUGUUUGUGGAAGAGCCAUAGUAUUGAUGGUACAGUCCUUUAGUGUCUGCAGAUGGAGCAGUAAGUUCAAUUUCAGGAUGAACAGAAGAUUUUGAACCUUGUGACUUUAAAAGUGUAUAAAUCACAUAGUAUACAUAGAAUGCUACUGAUUUAACAGUGAAGUCAGUUGAAGUGUAGUGAAGUCUACCUUGAUUAUUUUUUUGCUUUACCGAAGUGCCUUUACUUCAUCAUAGCAGUUUUAGGAAUUCUUAUGGAUUGUUUUAGACUUAAUAUGAUAAAUAAAUAAGCACUUGAUGGUUUGAAGAUUUAUUCAAAUCAUUGUAACACUAAGUUUUCUAUCUUAAAUAAAACAAAUUGUCAGAGCUAUGCCUUUUUAGUUUGAGUAUUUUUUAUAGGAUCAUUACCUGGAAGAUAUGUUGACGUCGUGAAGAUGAAGUUAGCAGUGAUGAAAAAGAAGUCGCAGAAAUGAAAAAAAAAAACUUUUCCAUGAGCUCAAGGACUAAAUCUGUUGUGUUAUGUACAUGAAUUUGCAAGGGCUUGCAUUAUUGGCUUUAAUAUU